Molecule: messenger RNA, 1041 nt
Organism: Gigantopelta aegis
Lineage: Eukaryota; Metazoa; Mollusca; Gastropoda; Neomphalida; Peltospiridae
Exons: 2
Coding region: 226-612 (128 amino acids)
Source: RefSeq, a predicted model, not a curated record
GGCGAUAUACAGCGAUUUCGCCCAGCUUCGAACAUUUUACCGGUUUUGUGUUAAUGAUUUCAUAUUAUUUCUCUUUGUAGAAAUUGUUAUUAUGUUUGAUGUAGUGCUCCUCGAUAAAUAUAUUGUACUCGUUUCAGGAAGAUUUUGUCUAGAGACGAUCCACGUGAGCUGUGUCCCUCAUGUCGAGUGCCCUGCUCUUCAGAGGAGUUUGCGGUCUACUUGAAGAUGUCAACCAGAUACAAGAAGACUGACUCUACACCGGCGGGAUCUAUGGCGUCUUCCAUAGCCGACUCAGUAGCGGACGCGCUGAUAUUGUUGCUGCCGGCCAUGUUACAGGGGACGUUAACAGCGAUGAUGGCGGUUGCUUCCAGGGCAGAUCCUCAACCUGCAGCGGAGGGGUCCGGUUCCGCCCCACCCCACCCCACCCCUUCAUCGAAAGCGGAGAUUCUCGGGAUUCGGGUGAAAGCAGAGGUGUGUGAUCCUCUGGUUGCUUCUUCAUUUCCGUCCAAACUUUGGCAACUUCAAGUUGAACCGUCUUUUUGGACAACUCUGUGUGAGCUCGUCAAUACCCUUCAAUUAGGGUCUGGUAUAACUCGAAAAUUAUCGAUGUAAAGGUAUUUGACGUCAAACAUAGGAUUGUUGUGGUAUUAGAGCGGAAAUCUUUGCCUACCGUUUGGUAGUCAGGAAUUGCCAAAAAUAUACAUAGGUUGGUCUCCGACUGUAAUGAGAGCGUAUUUAUGUUCAAAUGUCCGUCUAGCUCUCUUACAGUCAGAGUACUCGGGCUAGGCGUUUAUAUUAGGGCUCCGAUAAACCAUUUUCAUCAUGACGGUAAAUGCAGGAAGAUAGCGCUGUCUGUUCACCAAUCACAAUGACCUGUCGUCAAAAAUGUGAAUCCCAUUGGGUGAACGAAAAGAAAUGCACGCUGCGUGAAGAGCACAGGAAUAAAUUUUUCGCGUCCGGGGCAUUUCACGCCGGGUUGGUAAGACAUUGUUGUUGUUUUUAACGCCACGCUGUGCAAAAAACAAACACUUUCAUAUGAAA